UUUAAUAUGAGUUAAAAUUGCCUUUUUCACUGUUCCAAAACAUUAGGUAUCUUGAGAAUUUCAGUACCUCGUUUAUAUUGAGCUACAAACAAAACCUGUUCUGCGCCUAACUUUGUAAUCUUCUUCAUCGUUCGUAUUCUAAAAACAAACAUAUUCAAAAAUAUGAAGUACUCAUUCAAUGUUGUGAUGACUUGUGAUGGAUGCAAAAAUGCCAUCGAUCGAGUUCUAAACCGUUUAGGAGUUGAGGAAAAGACUAUUUCUUUAGAAUCCCAGGAAGUUUUUGUUAUUACUGACAAACCGUACGAUGCAGUAUUGGAAACAAUCAAGAAAACAGGAAAAGAAGUUCGUUCUGGAAAAACUAUCGAGUAAAAUAUACUGGUGUAAUGGCUUUUAUUUUCAAUUGUCUUGCCUUUAUAUUUUAAAUCAAUAACUUUAAACCAACUAGGAAUGAAUUAGAAUUUGGUUACGGUACUACUCUUCCAAUCUUCUUUUUUCUCUUCGGUCUUUUCUUAGCCGUGCUUUUAUAAUUAAUUCAUACAACUGACUAUCUUUGCUGCUCAAAUGAAAGAACCCCCUUUCUCAAUUUUUUCUCCUCUAAGCUUUAAUUCCUGCCUGAAUGUGUUUUAACUUUUGCUUGCAAAUGUCACUAAAGAGCUGCAACCUUCAAACAAGGGCUCGCGAAAAUACCAUAUUGAUUGCACAGCACAAAACUUUUGAUAAAGGCAAUAAGAAUCCAUCCGUAUGCAAAUGGUGUUCUCUACCGUAUUGGUCAAUGCCAUCUU
Schizosaccharomyces cryophilus OY26 is the source of this 782-nucleotide messenger RNA. Its product is annotated as copper chaperone Atx1. Gene Ontology annotation, molecular function: metal ion binding; copper chaperone activity. Gene Ontology annotation, biological process: copper ion transport. Lineage: Eukaryota; Fungi; Ascomycota; Schizosaccharomycetes; Schizosaccharomycetales; Schizosaccharomycetaceae. The coding region runs from base 163 to 369 and encodes 68 amino acids. The transcript has 3 exons. Gene Ontology annotation, cellular component: cytosol. The record is from RefSeq and is a predicted model, not a curated record.